GAUUUCUCCACCCUUCUCUGCUUUCUCCUCCUCCUCGCGCACAUACCUGCUGCUGCGUCUCGCGGCUGUGGAGUGCGCGCACUCACCGCGCAAUGGCCCCAGACUCAUCAACCACCCGCUUUCAAAUGGAUUACGAGACGAAGGUUUUCCCUCACACCGGCGGAUAUGGACGCUACAACCGAAUCGUGGUCGUCUUCAGCUGGUUCCCAAACUUCGCUGUCAUGCUUAACCUUUUUUGCGACGUUUUCUACACCCUGAUCCCGGACUCGUACCACUGCAAACCAGACCCGAACCUCCUUCCCUCAACUUUCCUCCUCAGCAACUUCACCGCUCAGGGAUACCUCAACCUCACCAUCCCCUGGGUGAGCGGAACCGGGCUCAGCCACUGUGAGCUGUUCAAGUACCCACCAAACACCUCGGACCUUUCGGAAAAUGUACCCAGGCAGAAGGUGUCCUGCACCAAAGGGUGGGAGUACACCCAUGUAGCGGGACUGCAGAGCAACUUUGUCACUGAGUGGAAUCUGGUGUGCAGUGACUACUGGAAAAUCCCUUUGCAGCACAUCUGCUUCAUGACAGGAUGGAUUGUGGGAUACAUCUUCCUUGGUACACUGUGUGACUGGUUGGGUCGUCGUCGAGUGUUCCUCCUCUCCCUCAGUCUGUCCAGUCUGUUAGGGGUGGCCGUCUGUUUGUCCAACAGUGCGGUGGUGUUUCUGCUGCUCCGUCUGUUUCACGGCACCAUGCUUGCUGGGGUCUUUUUGGCCUCCUACAUUGCCAGGUUGGAGCUGUGUGACCCUCCUCAUCGUCUCAUGGUUGCCAUGAUCAGUGGCUUCUUUGCCGUGUUCGCAGAGAUGCUGUUGCCGGGCAUCGCUGUUCUGUGCCGCGAUUGGCCAAUUCUGCAGGCUGUGGCCACUUUGCCUCUGCUCCUGCUGCUUUCCUAUUGGUGCUGUGCAUCAGUGUUUCCGGAGUCUCCUCGCUGGCUGCUUGCCACAGUUCAAAUCCCGCAAGUGAAGAGGAGCCUACAAGAGUUCUCCACCAGGAACGGUGUUUGUCUGCGAGAUGAAAUCUACCCUGGUGAAACUCUGCUGUCAGAGAUUGAUUCAGCAUACGGAGAAGACUGUCAGCCAAAGUACUUUUCAGUUCUGGAGCUGCGUCGGACUAAUGUUAUCUGGAAGAACUGUCUCAUCCUCAGCUUCACACUUUUCAUUGGAACAGGGAUCCAGUACUGUUUCACCAGAAACCUGCACAGUUAUUCAUCAAACUUCUACUUCAGCUACUUCCUCCGAGUGAUAACAGGAGCACUGGCCUGCAUCUUCAUCUGUGUGUCCGUCAAUCACUUUGGUCGGCGUGGUAUGCUGCUGCUCUCUGCCAUCAUAACUGGACUGUCAUCACUGCUUCUGCUCGCCCUUACUCAGUACCUGCGUGGAGGCCUGGUGUUGGUGCUCUCUGUUGUGGGUCUGCUGUUCUCUCAGGCUCUUGCCAUGCUCAGUGUGUUCUUUGCCUGCGAGGUGAUGCCGACCGUGGUACGAGGUGGUUGCCUCGGCCUGGUGCUGGCAUCAGGUUGUGUCGGCAUGGCAGCCUCCUCCCUGAUGGAGCUCCAGAACAAUGGCGGCUACUUCCUCCACCAUGUUAUCUUCGCCUCCUUCGCUGUCCUCUCUGUUCUCUGCAUAAUGCUCUUACCUGAAAGCAAACGCAAGCAGAUGCCAGACUCCCUGAAGGAAGGCGAGAGCCAGCGGCGGCCUCCUCUCUUCCUGUCCCGGCCUGACAGGGACAACCUGCCGUUACUGUGUGCCCGGCCUCCUUUGUCGGAGUACAACCCGGAUAACUAUUCCCGACUGGUCUCUGCCACCAGGAGGAUGUUGACUAAAGAUAAUCUGCCUUAUAGGAUUGCUGUGCCAACACACCCCCCUCUCCUGUCAGACAGUGAUACUCAGGAACAGGAGAAUGAGACACUGAGAGAGGUUGCAUCCUAGCUGUGUUUACCCCCCUCACCCUCAUCAAUACAGACUUGGAUUAUCCCUCUUUCUCCUUCAAGACAUACCUCUACAUUAAGACAGAAUGACCAUCCUUCCCUGACUUUUGUCUGAGUCACUGGCUUUUUAUAACUCAGCUGAAGAAAUGUCAUAAACCUGGAUUUUAAGAUUACAGCAAUUCUGUUACUUUCUGCAAGAAAUAUGUCUCCUCAUCUUGUUAUGAAGCUGUUACUAUGCUGUGGCAUUUUUCUCAACUGGAUCCAGAUAAUGCACUGAAAAACUAGAGGCCUUCAUUGCUUGCUUUUUUUCUGAGCCAAACCACUGUGAAGGCUACAAAAGUCAAUUUUGAAAUCCAACAUUUUUUGUAAUGGGUCUGUUUCUUAGUGGUAUAAUCCUUGCAAGAUUUAACACCUUUUUAACUCUGGCCUGGACAGAAAUGACUGGCAGACCGUGUGGAGCCAUCCAGACCAAUGUGUCAGACUCCAGUUUCACCAGUAGAGCACUGUGAACAGUGCUGCAGCUGUAGGUCAUGUGAGCAGCAUCCCUUUGUCCAUAUAUUAGUAACUCAUGCACUUUUCAUUAACUCUGUCGGUCUGAUUCAUUAGAUAUAUCUCUCAGAGCGGAGAAGAUCCAGAGGAACAAAGAACACCAGACACACACUGUCGAGUCUUGUGUUAUACUUGUGAUGUGUACUACUAGAGGGUGCCGAAAGAUGCACUGGUCGAUAUUUUUUGUGCCAUUACUUGACAUUUUAAAUUCAAUCGUCCACUAUUUGGCAAAAAUGUUGGAAUAUCUUCCCCACCCCACAAAAAAUGGCCGUGGAAAUACUGUAUGAAGCUUCUCCUCCAAAGCUGAAGGUAGCCCUCUUUUUGACUUGUAAAGAUUAUGAAGUGAUACAAAGUGAAAAAAUUUUCAAUCCUUCAGUAUUUAAAGGAACCAAACUGAACUGAAGGGCAUUAUUUUAUAUUGGUAUUUUAAUAACAUCUGUCAAACCUACAUUUUCUCUGCUUUCACAUGUUUUUCUGUAUCUAAUAGUUAAUGGUAAGCAGUGAAGAACAUUUUGUGAAGUAAAAACUGUCAGUGAACUGAUUGACUCAAGGUUGCCGUGUGUGUGAUGCGUGUGAUCUGCUUCCAUUGUGUUGUUUACAGUUUACAUUUACCUUCAAGAUGCUUUUGUAUUUAGUGAAGUCAAAUUACGUUUAUUUAUAUAGCACAUUUCAGCAACAAGGCAAUUCAAGUGCUUCAACACCAUAUCAAAAGCAUCAUGACAAAUAGAAAAACAAACAUUAGAAUCUAACAUUUGAAAAUCCCUAAACAACCCUUUAACCAUCACAGAAAAGAUUAAAUAUGAAAAGAUUAAAUCAAAUUCAAAAAUAAAAAUACAAAAGAAAUAUAAAAACGUGACAUUAAGCGGGGAAAAAAGACAUUGAAAUAAAAAAACCAUCAGAUUUGUAAUGGUGAUGUUAUCUGCUCUGCACACCUUUCAAUGUUAUAUUGCUCUGGAGUCCCCGACUACAGAGACUUAUCUUCCCAAUUUACACAGAUUCACCUGCUGGUCUUACCUAAUUGAGAUUGAUUUAGGCUCACACUGAUCCUCUAGUUAGACAAUCAAAAGUGUAUAGCAUUCUUACAUGUUGGAACUCUAUCACUGUGUGUUUGACCAUCGUUGUCCUCGUCAAUUGUAAAAAAAAACAA
Labrus mixtus (cuckoo wrasse) is the source of this 3665-nucleotide messenger RNA. It is a transcript of the gene slc22a31, whose product is annotated as solute carrier family 22 member 31. NCBI's taxonomy places the organism in Eukaryota, Metazoa, Chordata, Actinopteri, Labriformes, Labridae. The record is from RefSeq and is a predicted model, not a curated record. Gene Ontology annotation, molecular function: transmembrane transporter activity. Gene Ontology annotation, biological process: transmembrane transport. The transcript is spliced from 9 exons. The coding region runs from base 93 to 1970 and encodes 625 amino acids.